This is a messenger RNA of Cladophialophora immunda, 519 nucleotides long. RefSeq lists its product as uncharacterized. The record is from RefSeq and is a predicted model, not a curated record. Bases 1 to 519 code for a protein of 172 amino acids. The transcript has a single exon. Gene Ontology annotation, molecular function: acyltransferase activity, transferring groups other than amino-acyl groups. NCBI's taxonomy places the organism in Eukaryota, Fungi, Ascomycota, Eurotiomycetes, Chaetothyriales, Herpotrichiellaceae.
AUGGCCAAAGCAGCAGCCAGCUUUUCCAUAACUCCAGUCCGACUUCCAGACGACUUGACAGAUACCAUUUCCCUCUUUUAUGCGUAUGCAGGGUCGUUAGGCUUCGACCUAGCUUUCCAAAAUUUUGACAAUGAAAUGGCGGGGAUGCCGGGGAAGUAUUCCCCUCCGCAAGGAGAAUUGCUUUUGGCCCGGAAUGAGGCUGGGGUCGCCAUUGGGUGUGUGGGACUGCGUCCUCUCCCCUCUGCUGGAGUGACAGGCAAGGUCUGUGAGAUGAAGCGCCUCUACGUCACGCCAGCAGGGCGAGGCACUGGGGUCGGCAAGGCCCUGGCCUCCACCAUCAUUGACGCAGCAGAGAAGCUCGGGUAUGAUGAAAUGAGAUUGGACACCCUUCCGAGCAUGGCCACAGCAUUGAGGAUGUACCGACACUUCGGGUUUGAAAACAUUGCCGCAUAUUAUGAGACACCUCUGGAAGGGACUCAUUUUCUCAGCCUGAAGCUGCCGAGGCAGGCAAAAGAAUGA